Molecule: messenger RNA, 2921 nt
Organism: Ciona intestinalis (vase tunicate)
Lineage: Eukaryota; Metazoa; Chordata; Ascidiacea; Phlebobranchia; Cionidae
Source: RefSeq, a predicted model, not a curated record
GGUUCCCAGCCCUAACACUUCAAAUAGGUCCAAUAUUGUGACAUCAUAAUUGUGAUUGUGACAUCACAAGUUCGAUUGUGAUGGCGAAUCAAACAUGGAACAUCAUAAUGGGCUUUGUUAUUCCUAUUGUUCUCGGAGUUAUGACAAUGUCGAUUAUCCCGGGGUUAAGUGGGGUGAACGACAAACUUAUCCGCACACUGGUUGGUGGGGGGGUGGUCGUUGGGUUUUAUUUCCUGUUUAAAUUCUUGAAGUGGGAGUUGAUAAGGAAGUUGCUUGAAUACAGGGAAUGGAUGUACGACCAUCACAGUUUUAAAACUAAGGCAUGGGGGAUUCUAUUAAAGCUGUUAAUCCCGAAGAACGUAAAGCUGUUCCAACUCGAAAAAUACCUCCCUAAAUAUCCCUUGCCAAAACUGGAUGACACAUGUGACAAAACCCUGACGAUGGUUAAACCGUUGCUUAGCGACGAAGAGUUCAAGAAAGUUUCCGAAACAAUGGAAGACUUCCGGAAAAACGAAGGUCCAAAGCUACAGAAAGUUUUGGAAAAGCGAUACGACGAGACGGAGAAUUGGCUGGCUGAACUUUGGAAUAAAUAUCUUUACCUUGGAAGCAGGGGACCUUUACCUGUCCAUUCCAACUAUUGCUGCCUCGGUGAUCGAGCGUUCCAAUACAACGACCCGGGGUCCAACCAACUCAGCCAGAUGGCCAACUGUAUUUAUUACUUCAUGGAGUACAUGGGGAAGAUUAAUAAUGGAUCGCUAGCAGGCAUGAUGAUACAGAACAUCGUCCCCAUAUGUUGCGAUCGAUAUCGAUACUUGUGCGCUACAACUCGUAUACCCGGUGAAACCAUCGAUGAAUUGAAAAGGUUUCCAAACUCCACACAUGUCAUCAUAUUCAGAAAAGGUCUGAUGUACAAACUUGACCUCAAAGUUUUGGAUUCCGAGGGGAAACGAACUUUUUUGACCCCGACCGAGAUCCAGGGUCAACUUAAGGUCAUAAUGGAGGAUGCUGACCUCAUGGGGUCAAAGGUCGAAGGUGAAAUUCAAAACCCGUCAAUUUUUACGACAACGGAGAGAACUCGGUGGGCCAGGAUUCGCAACAGAAUGUUGGUGAACCGAACCAAUAUGGAAAGUUUAAACAUCGUAGAAAGUUCCGCGUUUUGUUUUGUGCUCAGUGAAGAUACCCCACAGAACCACAGCGAGGAGUUCGCGUCUUACCUCACCGGCAACGGAUUUGACCGCUGGUUCGACAAAUCGUUUACUUUUAUUGUGAAUAAGAACGGGGCGAUGGGAUUCAACGUGGAACAUUCAACUUCGGAAGCUACUCUCGGCGGACGCAUGUGGGAGUACACGUUGUUUCAUUGUAAAUAUAAUGUCCAUGGUGACCCCGUUGACCCCCGACCCCCCACCCAUCCCACCCUCCAUGACCCUCGUCAACUUAAAUGGGAUCUCACCGAGUUCAAAGAUGAAAUCGCGGACAUUAAAACUGAAUGGGAUAAACUGGCAAACAACGUCGACGCAUGUGUCUACUACAUGAACAAAGGAAAAGGAAUCGCAAAGAAAAUGAAAUUAAGUCCCGAUGGUUUCCUACAGAUGGCGCUACAACUAGCGUUUUAUCGGGAACGGAAAAUUACGCCGAAAACUUACGAAACUGCGGCUACAAGAUUAUUUAAAUACGGUCGAACUGAGACAAUACGUCCGGUGUCUGAACAUUCGGUCGCUUUCACUAAGUGUUUUGACGACCCCUCUGUCCCUGACUCUGUGAAGAUCAAACACUUAAAAUCUGCGAUAAAACAUCAGACCACGUACAAGUUUGACGCAACUAACGGUAGAGCUGUAGAUCGCCACCUACUGGGACUUUACUUCGCUGGAAAGUUUACAGGGAAUGUGCCGGAGUUGUUUAAACUUAAGCCGUUCUACGAGUCCGACCUUCUCUCCACCUCCCAAUCACCCCUACGAUACGACCCCGUUAUCGGGAAGAUUUCGACAACGGACCCCAUAGGGGGCGGAUUUGGGGCACAACGAGUGGACGGGUACGGGGUGUCUUACUUCAUGCUAGAAAAUAAAGUUCAUUUCUUGAUUACAAGCUUCAAAAGUUGUUCGGAAACAAACUCGUUGAAAUUUGGGCAAAACAUUGAACGGGCCGUUAAUGACCUCCAGGUGUUGUUGGCGGGAGGAAAUCAACAGAAAUCCAACAAAGAAACAAAUGGGAGUGUGGGGAAAGGAGACAAGUGAUGUUUUUUCUGAAAAAAAAACAAACAAUUUUUUUAAAUUUUGGGGAUUUUGGGUUUAGUGGUAAAGGGAAGGUUCUUAUUAUUAUACUUUAAGAAGCAAUUUUAAAAGUUUAAGCAGUUUUUGUGAAGUUAAAAUUAUUUUAGUAGGUUGGGGCAAAAUGGUUCGUGUUUCCAUUCCUCUUUAUCGUCUCAUUUUGUAGGAAAAAAAUAUAUCACAGAAUAUAUAAAUGUAUCCUUACAACUCUAAAAAAGGAUUGUUAAACCAUUUCCAUCUUACCCCACAAUACUAUAUUACACUUAAAAUUGUUAAGUUUUUAAUUUUUUAGCCCCCAAAGUUCAGCCUUUAAAUUUUCAGCCAAAAAUUUUUCAAAAACUAAUUAAAUUUUAAUUUCAGCAUUUUUUUGGUAUUUUUGAGUAAAUUUGUUUGUUAAUUUGAAUUUUUAGUAGUUUCCCAAUAUUUUGUGUGCGCUGUAUAUUAUGCAUACCAAUACUAGUGCUUUAAUUAUUUUUUGUACUGUAAAAUAUUCUGUAAGAUUGUUAGUUAUUUUUGAAUCUGUAAAUAUUUUAAAUUUUAGAGUUUAUUUGUAAGCAGAUGUCUAAUUGCAGUAAUUGGAACAAAAUAUUGUUAAUUGUUGUUGAAAUGCGUUUAAAAGUGUUGCGUUGCUUGAAAAAUAAAACAGAUAUUCAGCUA